Geodia barretti is the source of this 1806-nucleotide messenger RNA. The record is from the annotation of a GenBank genome assembly. Lineage: Eukaryota; Metazoa; Porifera; Demospongiae; Tetractinellida; Geodiidae.
AUGGUACGCGCACAACUCGACCACAACCUUGAACAAGGUGACUGGAACCUGCCAGACACUGGGCGCCCGGUGGUGCGGUCGCGGCAGGGUGUGAUUUCGUCCGGACAUUACCUGACUUCAAUGGCGGGGAUGCGCAUUCUACUGGCCGGCGGCAACGCCUUCGAUGCCCUGGUGGCUGCCGGUUUCGCCGCCGCCGUGGUGGAACCUAUCGCUUCGUACUCGCUGGCCGCCGAGGGUGUUUUCAUGCUGUAUGACUCGGCCAGCGGCGACCUGCUUUCCCUGAGCGGUCAGGGAGGGGCGCCUGCUGCAGCUUCGGCCGACUUCUACCUUUCGCGAGGGCUGGAACGCAUUCCCACCGGCCCGGGAAUGCAGGCCCCCUUGUCCUUCACGCUCCCCGGCAUCGUACAUGCGUUCAUCUCGAUGCUGGAAAAAUACGGCACCAUGGAACUGCAGGAUGUGAUUGCGCCAGCCAUUAGCUAUGCAGAGGACGGCAUCCCUCAUUACGAGUACAUGUUGCGGCGGUUGGAAGCACAGUCCGGACAGGAACAGUUUGAUAAUUUCGCACCGGGCGGGUGGGAUGUGUUUUAUGACAACCGGCAAGUGCCUUCCGCCGGUGCGCCCCUGGUGCAGCCGGGACUGGCCAACACCCUGAAGACCAUCAGCGCCGCUUCCGUGGACGCCGGGAAAACCCGCAGCCAGCGUAUGCAGGCGGCACGAGACGCUUUCUACAAAGGGCCAAUCGCCAGAUUGAUUGUAGAUUCAUCGGAGCGUGUCGGCGGAAUCAUCUCGAUGAAUGACCUGGCCAGCUACAGCAGCCAGUUUGAGACUCCGGUGAAGACCAGUUUCAACGGCUGCGAGGUCUGGGGACAGGAUUCAUGGACUCAGGGCCCAAUGCUGAUGCAGACGCUGAAUAUGCUGGAGCAUUUCGAUCUCAAAUCCAUGGGGCACAACAGCCCGGCCUACAUCCACACCGUCACCGAGGCGCUCAAGUUGUCAUUUGGCGACCGGGAAGCCUUCUACGCCGACCCGGAUUACGCCACUGUCCCUCUGGAUGGCUUGCUGUCCAAGGAAUAUGCUGCCGAGCGCGUGCAGAUGAUUGACCCGGAGGGCGCGUACCCGGCACAGCCCCCGGCCGGAGACCCAUGGCGAUUCUCCAGGACUAACGGAACCACGCCCUCGCCCGUCAUGGCUGCCCCCACCGGCGUCGGCACCGAUGCGUCCUCCGACGAUGGAACAACUCACGUGUCAGUGCUCGACCAGCACGGUAACCUGGCGUGCGGCACCAUCAGCGGCGGUUCUUUCUCCAAGUCGGUGUUCUUCCCGGAGUUGGGCUGCGCCCUGAGCACCCGCAUUGAAAUGUUCAACUGUGAGCCCGGGCACCCUAAUGUGGUGGAGCCGGGCAAACGCCCCAGAACUACUUUGGUGAAUUACAUCAUCACGCGAGACGGUCAGCCGGUGAUGACCGUCGGGUGCCCCGGUGGGGACAAUCAGGUGCAGGCCAACGUGCAGCUGAUGCUGAACACCCUGGUUUUUGGCAUGGAUCCGCAGCAAGCGGUGGAGGCUCCCCGGUUCGCCACCCAAAGCAACGUCAACUCUUUCUAUCCCCACGUGUAUCACCCCGGGCAACUUGACCUCGAACCCGGCAUACCAGAGUCCACUGCCGACGCAUUGCGAGCCUUGGGACACCAGAUUGCCCGCACCGCCAAUUGUGGGCUGGGAGCAACAGUCUCAGUCAGAGACGCCAACAACGGAUCGUUGAGCACCGGAGCCGACCCACGCCGCGCCUGCUACGCCCUGGCACAAUAA